Messenger RNA from Homalodisca vitripennis (glassy-winged sharpshooter), 3660 nucleotides. RefSeq names its product thymidine kinase 2, mitochondrial-like. The transcript is spliced from 5 exons. Gene Ontology annotation, cellular component: mitochondrion; cytoplasm. Lineage: Eukaryota; Metazoa; Arthropoda; Insecta; Hemiptera; Cicadellidae. Bases 54 to 809 code for a protein of 251 amino acids. The record is from RefSeq and is a predicted model, not a curated record. Gene Ontology annotation, biological process: nucleobase-containing compound metabolic process. Gene Ontology annotation, molecular function: ATP binding; deoxynucleoside kinase activity.
AGUAAUCUGCAUUUAUUUUAUUUUUAGGUCGCAGUUGCUAUUGCUUUCAAGAUAUGAUGGAAAAAGAAUCAGUUAAAGGACAUGCUGAAAAUGGUUUAGUAAAUAGACCAUUAAGAGUAUCCAUUGAAGGAAAUGUUGGUUGCGGAAAGUCAACUCUCAUCAAUUACUUCAAAAACUUUCCCGAAGUAGAUUCUCGUCCGGAACCUCUGGACGACUGGAGGAAUGUACAAGGUCACAAUUUGUUAAUGAUGGCGUACUCCGAACCUCAACGCUGGAAUUUCACUUUUCAACAUUACAUUCAGCUGAGCAGACUCAAUCUGCAAACUCAACAGACAAAACGGAGGAUUCAGAUAUUCGAGAGAUCCAUACAGAACAACAGGGCUUGUUUUGUGGAGAUGGCUUAUGAAUCUGGCAUGCUAGCCGACCCCGACUAUGUAGCCCUGUGCGAGUGGUACGACUGGAUAGUUCAGAGUCUGGAUAUAGGCUUGGAUCUUAUAGUGUACUUACGCAGUGACCCAAAAGUGGUGUUUGAGCGGAUGCAACGGCGGGGUCGUCCUGAGGAAAGUACAGUCAGCCUUGAGUAUCUCACUGGACUACAUAGACAUUAUGAGAGGUGGCUGGUAGACUGUGAUCCUGCGUCUCUACCGGCUCCAGUGCUGGUGGUGGAUGUCAACAACGAUCUCCCUACUGUUAAGGCUAUGUACAAGACUGUAGAACAGUAUAUCCUGGGUCGCAAGACUUUACCAGUCACUGGUUACGUCAAGGAGUUUGGUUGGGGACUUGACAGAACUGAAACUAUAAAGUGCUAGUACCUGUAUCACUUCCUCAUGACUGCAAAGUAUUACAUUGUCUUUUAAUGUAUAAGAGACCAUACAUGUUUUACAGAAGUUGUCUUUAUAAUCUCAGAAUCAGUUUCCACUCAUUGGGAUUUGAAAAUGUGACCUCUUGAAUGGUUCUGAAAUAAUCGUGAUUAUAAUUUAUGCAGAAUAUAUCAUUUUAAUUUUAUUCCCAAUUACAAAUACUUUGAAAGCCUAGUUUACUAAUAUGAGUUUUGUGAUAGUGGUUUGGUUUCUUGUUAAUGAUAAUCAAACAAAUAUUAUAUGGACUACAAAUCUAGUUAUGUGUAUGGCAAAGUGUUAAAUGUGACAGGAUUUAUUGCUGUUAUUGGUAAAGAAUGGAUAAUUAUAAAUGUAUUUCUUGACAAACUCAAUUAUAUAAUUAAGACCUUUUGAAAUGUUAUUAGUGAGGAACAGAUUGGUACUUAAUCUCAGUGAAGAUAAAGGAAUACUUUUUAUAAACACCUCUACACUUGUGUCACUGAGCAGGAAAAAGGUAUAGUAUGUACAGACAACAGACAAUAUUCUUUAUUAAACAAUAUCACUGAGAUAUGUUAGAGUCAGAAGCAUGUCAGAACAGAUGUACGUCUCGUCAAGUCAAAGGCCGGGUCUAGCCAAUGGUGAAGGAUUUUCUUCACGUUUCUUGAGUUAUCAUCUUUCAGGUAGUCACACAGCUUGUUGGACAGCUUCAUCCCUGUGAAGGACGACUUUUACACCAAUAAGGCAGUUUGGUGAAUAAGGAGUGUAUCCUGCUUGUCUGGCAGAGUGAUUCCCAGUCUUUAAAUACAUUUCUGCAGCUCUCUCUGGGUCCUAUUCCUGCCACUAUCCUUAGUGCUUUCUUUUGCAUAAUUAGGACACAAAAAAGAUUUCCAUCCAAAACAAUAAUCCCAGACAGUUGUUCCGUAACGUAAAUGGCUGUUGAAAACUGCUUGGCAUGCAAUUUUUGUGGCUUCAGGACGACUUUUCUGUUUAGUUCUCUUCAAUGCAAAUAGAGCCGAGCUAAGCUUAAGGCAUAUGUUCUCUAGGUGACUUUUCCAGCUCAGGCACGUAUCAAGUGUUAUGCCUAGAUAUUUAUCAUUGUCAGCUGCUGGAACAUUACAGUGUAGAAGUUUAUUACAGUACUCAGUACUGAUAUUAUUCUACAUUUUACAGCUAAAAUGCAAUGUCCCUUAUUAUUUUAUUUAGUAAAAUUGAAACAGUAUAAAUUUAAAAUGCAUUAUAUUUCAGUAAGAACUUACAAAAAAGUGUCCAAUACCUCUAGUUUGCAGUACACAUUUGUUUCAUAGUGUGUUGAAUUUUUAUUUUAAGGUUAUUAUGUAGAAUAGAUAUUAGGCAAACAUUUUCUUACUCAAAACCAAUGUGUAUUACUUGGUUUCUCAGGAAAACAUUAGAAAUAGUAACUGUUUACAGUUUUUUUAUUUUUAAUACUUAUGUAUUUCUUUUAUCUGUGUUAAUAGCAUUAGAGAGGAAAUGUUUAGAAUUCUUCUUUUUGCAAUCAUUCACUCGUCAUUCUAUCAAGAACCACGUUACCGUAAACCUCUCUGUUUUAUAUUUACUGACUUACACACCAAAAUGUGGGCAAAUGAAUACAAUAACUGAAAUUUGUAAUUCAAAACCAUUUUUUAUUUAAAAAAUGCUGACUGUUUAUGUAUCCAAAUAUUUAAACUUUAAUUUGUUCUUAAAUAUAUAAAGAUAUUAUAAUUAAUUUCUCUAAAGCUUGUGGGUGUAUGCAAUGAGGCCCAAAAAAGAAGAAGAAAAUUGUUGUGAAAUUCUUACAUCACAUUUGACAUGUACUCGUAUGUUUCUACAAGGUGACUUGUAUCUAAUCAAAUUUUCUGCUAUACUUCUAGUCCACAUAAUUUAUCUCAUAUUUUCCCAUGAUUUUGGGUCAAUGGACCAUCUUAUAAAAGAAGGGACAGUUUAAGUUAGGAAAGUGCACUUAAUUUUGAGUCUAAGUUGAGAAAAAAACAUGUUUUAAGUAUGACAAGUUAAAAGCCUUUUAGUAUAAAAAUGAUUAAAACCUGCUCAUUGAUUAGAUCCUGAACAGUUUCAAUAAAUGUUUGGGAAAUUAUGACUGAAAUUGACGCUUUAAAUGUUAGUUAACUACUUCAUGAUUUCAAGAGCGGGUGUCAUAAUUUUAGUAUUAUUUUACUAGUAAAUGUUAUUAUUUCAUGUAGAUAUGUUGGGAUAGUUUUAUUCCUUAAUAUUAAUAUUUUAUUUUUUGUAUGUUUAACUUUUACUACUUAAUAAGCCUAUCAGGGUGUUUAAUUUUUAAUAUAAAUGUGUUCUCUUAAAAUAUUGUUAAAAUAAUCAUAGAAUAAUUAUUACUGUUUAACGUAAAGCUGUUAUUAUAAUGUAAAUAUAUUUCGGUUACCAAUACGAUAUUGUGUUACCAAUGUACAUCUUUAAGACAAUUUUUACAUAAAAAAGUGUUAUUAUUUGUUUUAAAAAAACAAUGAAAUUAACGAAAAAUUACCUUAUUGAUUCAAAAGUAUUUAAUCAUCAAACAUUAUACUUUUAAAAGAGUGUAUUUUGUACAUUGUAUAAAUAAAUCUUUUAGAAAUAUGACCUGUAUCGAUAUUUUCAAGAUAUGUUCAGAACCAAGUUCAGAGUAAUUAUGUAAUUUUAAUAUAAAUUGUUAUUGCUCAUCCUGUGAUUGUUUGUAUUGUCGAUAAUUUUUCUCUAAGGCACAAUUUUAAACUGUGUAAAAAAUUUUGAAUCCUUUUAUAAUUAAAUAAGAGCAAUGUAAGAAGACUGUUACUCCAUAUAUGUAAAUACAUGCACACAAAUAUAUUUUUAAUUAAUAAAAGCAAUGUAUAAAACA